AUGUCCUUACUUCAUGCCUUGAGUGAAAAUGUGAAAAAUUUUGGAACGAGCACAACUGCUCAUGGAAUACCGCAUGCAACAGAAUCACACGGAUUUCGCCGUUGCCUUUGGCUAAUGGUACUUUGUUGUUGCCUUGGUGGCUUUAUAUUUCAAGCGGUGCUAUUAAUGGAGAAAUUUUUCAAGCGGGACAUAAUUGUGAAUAUCGAAAUGAAAUUUGAUCGGAUAAUGUUUCCAGCUGUAACCAUAUGCAAUUUAAAUCCAUACAAAAACAGCCUAGUGGGAUCGAUUAGUUCAUUGAAAGACACGAUGCGUGCAUUCGAAUCCGCAAUGAAUCAUUACAAUAAAGAUAAAAACUCACCAAGAAGCCGAAUUAAAAGAGCAAAUAUAUCAGACGAGUUUUCGAAUGUUGUAGAUUUCAUUCACACAAAUUGUAAACAAAUAAAAGAUUCGUAUGUGAUCGAUCCUAAUGGCAAUAAAGAUUGCGUUUGUUUGAAUCACUAUUCAACCUUUUGGAAUUGUCGACCGCGAUCAGAAUGGAAAUAUAGUUAUUGCAAAUGCGAUGAUCAGAAAACGAUUUGCCAGCGAACAAAGCAUUCGUUAAAUCUCGAUAUUCGUAAUUCGCAGAAAAGAAUGCAGUGCAUUUGUAGUGAAGAUAUUUGCUUUGGCACUGACAAUGCUUAUAAUGAUUGCAUUUAUCCCUUAGAUGAUGGAGGGAAAAUUUCAUGUAUUUGUACGCCAGUAAUAAAGAUGUGUGUUCGAGUUUAUCGAAAUGAAGAAUUAACACUGACAGGAAUUUUUGACGGAAAUUUUUCGCUUAGCGAAAACUAUACGACAUCUUUGCCCCGAAUAAAAGAAACGAUUCCGAGAAUAUGGGAUAUAUUUAAAGUUAAAUCACCUGAAGAAGCUGAAGAAGUAAGAGAAGAAGAAGAAAAAAAAGAAAAAGCUUAUGGACUUAAGGGAAUGAAUGAUGUGAUGGCAAUCAGAGCGAAGACUUCUGAGAAUAUCGUUUUUGCUAUGAAUAAUUUGGAUGAUAGCGAUAAAUCAUCAAUAUCACAUGUUAAGGAAGAAUUUAUAAAAAAAUGCUCAUUCAAUGGAAGAGAUUGUUCAAUUGAAGAUGAUUUUGUUUCUUAUAUUGACCCAUCAUAUGGUACUUGCUUUACGUUUCGAAAGAAUUCAACUGAUGCAAUUAUCGAACGAACUGGACGAACUUACGGUAUGUUAGAUAUUAUUGCACAAAAAUCUAUCCAGAAUUCAGGAUUGCGAUUACAGCUUUUUGUUGACAUUGAUGAAUAUCUUCCGACAACUGAUAUCGCUGGAGCUCGUGUCGUGGUACAUGACCAGUAUGAACAACCAUUUCCCGAUUCAGAUGGCUAUAAUGCUCCAGUUGGAGUUGCUUCAGCGCUUGGCAUGAGAAUGAAACGUCUGCAGAGGUUACCGCAUCCAUAUGGUGAUUGUAUAGUGGAUGGAAGAGAUGAAGAUUACAUCUAUAAAGAUAAGAAAUAUUCAAUUCAGGGAUGUCUAAGAAGUUGUGUUCAAAAGUAUUUAGUGAUGCAGUGUACCUGUGGAGAUCCGAGAUUUCCAAAAUAUCGCGACUAUGAUAAUUGCCCAGUUGACGAUCCCGAUUUAAGAGAAUGUCUCGAAAAAGAAGUGAAAUAUACUGCACAAAAUGCGGAUAAACUCGGCUGUGUUUGCAAACAACCAUGCAAACAAGAUAUUUAUGUAGCGUCCUAUUCAGCAGCUCUUUGGCCAGCAGGACCUAAGGCUCUUACAGAUUGUCCAAGUGGAAUGGAUAGUAAAGAGUGUUUGGCAUAUUUUCGUGAGGAAUACGCACUUAUUGAAGUUUUUUACGAGAGUCUGAAUUAUGAAAGAUUUUCAGAAGGAGAAGCUUAUGGAAUGCCGAAUUUGCUUUCGGAUUUUGGUGGCCAACUGGGUUUAUGGAUGGGUGUUAGUGUAAUAACGAUUAUUGAAGUCGCCUUGUUAAUAAUCGAUCUUUUUUUUGCAGUAACUCGAUUUUUUAGUGAAAUUGGAGCAAAAAUGGGUAAGGGCAAGCCAAACGGAAUGAAUCUUUAA
This is a messenger RNA of Dracunculus medinensis (Guinea worm), 2070 nucleotides long. NCBI's taxonomy places the organism in Eukaryota, Metazoa, Nematoda, Chromadorea, Rhabditida, Dracunculidae. The record is from the annotation of a GenBank genome assembly.